Molecule: messenger RNA, 476 nt
Organism: Geodia barretti
Lineage: Eukaryota; Metazoa; Porifera; Demospongiae; Tetractinellida; Geodiidae
Source: the annotation of a GenBank genome assembly
GACCUUUCACCCUUGACUCGCGCAAUGAGCGAUAGCAACGCCCGUACUGUUCCUACAGCAAAAAGACAGAAGAUGGCUGCAGGAGCGGCAGCCGGGAAGGUGAUUAGGAAGAUCAUCAGUACCGCCAGAGCUCCUUCCGCCAUUGGACCUUACAAUCAGGCAGUUCAGGUGAAUGAGACUCUCUACAUCUCUGGACAAAUUGGCCUCAACCCUGAGGUAAUAACGCAAUAACCUUCCCUUAAAAAAUAGCAGGGCAGUCUAUUGUGCUUGAUAAAAACACUUACCAAACCCUUUACGGAAAUUUUGUACUUUUUUGUGCUUUCUCAAAUUUUAACAAGCAUUAAAAUUUUGAAGCGAACUGUGUCUCAAAUUAACAAUUAAAACAUCUUUCGCCACUCAAAAUAAAGGAUUCACAAAUUACAAGAGUUUCUGGAUAAUUACAGUAGCAAUCGUGAAACCUCUGCAGACGAUGGAGU